Messenger RNA from Penicillium mononematosum, 543 nucleotides. RefSeq lists its product as uncharacterized. The record is from RefSeq and is a predicted model, not a curated record. The transcript is spliced from 4 exons. The coding region runs from base 1 to 543 and encodes 180 amino acids. NCBI's taxonomy places the organism in Eukaryota, Fungi, Ascomycota, Eurotiomycetes, Eurotiales, Aspergillaceae.
AUGGUCCAUGUUCCACGAGUCGAGAAGCCUGCUAGACAGGGAAGGCAAGACCCUGUCGAGGCAACCCCCUUUAUCCCGAACUUCUGUCAUUCUCCCACAAGUGAUCAAAAUGAAGAAAGCCCGUCGACCUGGCUCGCCAACUCCAGACUGGCGAUUGGCUUAUUGACCGAGAGCCGCAGCCCGCAGCGGGAAAUCUCGCGGAAUGCCAUGACCAACGUCCGCAAUGGCAAAGUGAUCCAGCAGACCGCCAGCAACGACGACCUUCGCGACAACAUUAUCUUGCAUUUCCGCCAUUCUUUCUCUUAUUCUUCGAGCUCCUCGUCCACUUUCAUCAAUUAUCCCGUCACAUUCCAAACACCCAUCAUCAUCAUCAUCAUCAUCGUCAUCAUCAUCAUCAUUACAUACCUGAAGACAAAGCAUGUCUGCAGGAGAAUACUACGACCCGGCCUGCCUACCAGUGGAUCGCUCCCCCCGCAUCUCUCCCUGGAACAGUCCUGGGGACCAAUGAAUGCCCUCCCGGCCCAUGGGCUGAGCAUAUCAUGA